Molecule: messenger RNA, 3203 nt
Organism: Lethenteron reissneri (Far Eastern brook lamprey)
Lineage: Eukaryota; Metazoa; Chordata; Hyperoartia; Petromyzontiformes; Petromyzontidae
Product: nuclear ubiquitous casein and cyclin-dependent kinase substrate 1-like
Source: RefSeq, a predicted model, not a curated record
GCGUUAAUCGACAAAAGUUUAACUUGAUACAACUUCACAGUUAUACAAAGUUGGCGUUCACUUCCCUCACGUUUGAGGGAAAUCCCUCAUCGUUGUUGUUAUCGACGUCAUCGCGGCUCUUAUCCGCGUGUUUUUUUUUAGUUUUAUUGCUCGUUGGUGGCUUGUGGUUGUUGUAUUGGGGGGUGUGAGACUUCAAUUGACAUGCCGAGGUUACUCAGAAUCAAGAAAUUUGAUUAUACUCAGCCUGAGGACUUUGAAGACGACGACGGUGACUUCUCAUCGGCCUCUCUUCCGCCAAGCAAAAUGUCUCAAGCGGUGACCAAUUCUGACGAUGAAAAUGGCGACAAGGCAAAGCCUGCAAAGAAGGCCUUGAGCGGAACCAAGAAGUCCCGUCAAGUCACGGCCUUGAACACAGCAGCAGGAACAGCAAGAGACGGAAGACCGUCCCUGGACGACGAGCGUCUCUUUGAGAGGGAGCUCAAGGAGGUCCUUGCCCUCGCUGGUGAUCAGACGGAAGUGGCGGCGUCUUCGCGGGAGAGUUCACAGGAAGCCGUGGGCAGUGCCACCGUCAACACGGACGACCCACCCGACAACGAGACGGGCGAGUCCUCGGAGUCCGCUGGGAAGUCCGACAGCGAUGACAGCGACCACAAGAAGCCCUUCUGGAAGUUCAAGGUGCCUAGGGUCACCGCCGCCACCGCCAACAGGAGAGGGAGCAAAGCCGCCGUGGCCAGGGGCAGCAGAACAACGGGCGCGGCGCGUGGAGCCGGGGCGGAUGUCGGGCCAGAUCCUGCCCCUCGGCAAUCAGCGAAGCGCCUCCCCCCGCCCGCGUUCAACGAAGCCGGCGUCGCGGAUCGUGCCACCGCAUCGCCUCUACCCAAGUGGGUUCCUCCAGGUCCGGCCUUGCAUCUUGGCCUCUCGAAACGAGCCAAGCUGACGCCUCUCCACCCUGACUCAACAUGAAAUCACCACGGAUCACCACAGAUCACCACGGACCACCACAGCCCGCCACAGAUCACCACAGAUCACCAUGGACCACCACAGCCCGCCACAGCCACCAGCCACUGACUCUUUCAACAUGCCAUGACAUGUCCCAGUCAGCCACUAAGCCAUUCCACUUGCCACGGUCUGCGAGUGAUACAUUCCAAACUCUGAGCACUACCACGGUUUGCCACUGAACCAUGGCCUUGUCUGGGACAAGCACUUACCCAUUCAACCGCCAAGGGCUACUACCACUGACAGCCCAAGUGCAACUCAACUUGCCAUUACUCAACGUAUACAAGACCCGCCAUGCCUCAAUAGGUGCGGUCUGCUGUAAGCCGACCUGACUUGCCACCGUAGAGAUUGCCGCAGCCCGCUGUGAGGUGACUGCUCGCUGCCUGCAGCCACGGCCUAAAGCAUGGCUGCUAGACUGACUUGAACCACCGCCGAAGACAACCUCAGCUGCCGUGGCUGAAAUCUGAGGCACAGUUUAACAGUGAAAGCCCUUUAUUCCAAUUCAAUAGCACGUUUUUUGUUAGCACAUGGAUGAAAAUCAUCUGAAUAACUUAGUUUUAAUGCUUUUCGUUAGAGUCUGUAGAGCAGUUUCGUUCUGCAUUUAGUUUAUUGUUAUAUAGCACGAGUGUUUGGUGUAAACUUUAACGCAAGACUGGUUAUAAUUCUGUAUGACUUCACGAGAUAUUGGCCGGACUAGAAAUGUUUUCAUCCUGGCCUCACUGCACAACUCUCAACCCAUUGUCCUGAAAUUUAAAGACGUGGCCCAAAAUUCAAACGGCUGUUAUCUUUCGAUUAAAAGCUUUCGUGACUGCAGGGAUUCAUCUUCUUGGUUCUUUCGGUAAAGUCACGUAGAAUGGAAAUAAUAAAAUAAUAAAAAUUAAACAAUACAAUUCUCACGACGUUUUGGCCACAACGCAAGCAGAAGAACAGGUGAAGAACAGGUCUGUCGGAAAGACAGACGCUGUCUUUCCGACAGACCUGUUCUUCUGCUUGCGUUGUGGCCGAAACGUCGUGAGAAUUGUAUUUUAUUAUGUUUUAUUUUUAUUAUUUUAUGAUUUCCCUUCUACGUGACUUUACCGAAAGAACCAAGAAGCUAUUAACUUGCGGCUACACACCGAUAUUGUGUUCCCAGGACGCGCAGCCCAAGUUUGCGUCUGCGAGAGAAGAGCUACAGAUUCUCCUCGCAUUAUACGGCUUCCUGUUUGUGCGAUUUUGCGCUGUUUAUGGGGCAAGCCGGUUCAUACCCAAAAUUCGCGAGAUGCGGUUUCACUUAAGUCACGUGCGGCUACGCGCUCGGAUGUAGGACAAGAUUGUGUGUGUGUACUGUCCACGCUACUCGGCAGGCAGCUGUAUCCUUGUGCGGUGUCGCUUUGUGUGCCCUUUUUGAAACGCAUCUUCUACUAGCGCAGACAGCGAGGGAAACCUGUACAUUGCACUUGUUAAUUUUGACUUGCAUCUAGAAGGGUUUAGGGGGUCUGGAUGCAAUGUGACUUCGUGCUCCUUUACCAAAAGACAUUCCAAACUCUUGCCCUCAGAAAUACAAUCCAGGUUUUAAUGCACACACACACACAAGUAAGAUGAGUGCAGUCACAGGUAACGGCAGUGUUUGUUUUAAAGCUUUCGUGACUGCAAGGAUUCAUAUUUUUGGUUCUUUCGGGUAAAGUCACGUAGAAGGGAAAUAAUAAAGUAAUAAAAAUAUAAACCAAUUAAAUUCUCACGACCUUUCGACUGCAACACAAGCAAUCAUCGUCAGGUGUGAAAACCACAGCAAGUAAAUUUUAAAAAAAUUGUAUAAUUUUAUUUCGAUUUAAAGCUUUCGUGACUGCAGGGAUUCAUCUUCUUGGUUCUUUCGGUAAACUCACGUAGAAGGAAAAUAAUAAAAUAAUAAAAAUAAAACAAAAUUAUUCUCACGACGUUUCGGCCACAACGCAAGCAGCCAUCUUCAGGUGGAGAAUUAUUUUAUGUUUUAUUUGUAUUAUUUUCUUUCUACGUGACUUUACCGAAAGAACCAAGAAGAUGAAUCCCUGCAGUCACGAAAGCUUUAAAUCGAAAUUUGUCGUUGUUGUUGUUUGGAGUGGAAUCCAUGGAGCUGCACAAGUCUACGUCAUCACCUUCGGCAUCGUCUGCAUCGUUGUUGGCCAAGCAGCCUGUUGCUGUCCUGACCCUGGCAUCGUUGCCUGUGACGGCGACAAUAAAACAGAGUGCCU